Molecule: messenger RNA, 1650 nt
Organism: Prunus armeniaca (apricot)
Lineage: Eukaryota; Viridiplantae; Streptophyta; Magnoliopsida; Rosales; Rosaceae
Source: the annotation of a GenBank genome assembly
AUGCAGUCCUACAUUGGUGUGUUGGCACGCUCCAGAGUCCCACUUGUGGACAAGAAAUGGGCUGACAUCCCCAAUGAUAUAAAGGAGCAGAUUUGGGAAGCCGUUGACAUGGCUUUUGUGGUAGGUCAAGGGGGCAAGACCUCGGUGUUAUCUUCUGCUGCCAAGAAAUGGAAGGAUUUCAAGUCUACACUGACGAGGCAUUAUAUCCUUCCAUACAUCAAUGAGAGGGAGAAAUUAAGCCAACCCCCUGCAGUAUAUAAAUUCAUAGAGAAAGCAGAAUGGGAUGCCUUUGUAGCUUCAAGGUUAUCCAAAGACUUUGAGUCUGUGCAUUCUCAACAUGCACAGAUUAGGGAGAAACUUGAGUACAAUCAUCGAUUGUCUCGAAAAGGAUAUGCUGGUUUGGAGGAUCAAUUGGAGGAAACCAUGCCUGGGGUAGAAAUUGAUCGAUCUACCUUAUGGAAGAAAGCUAGACAGGACAAACUUGGUAACAUCCCGGAUCCAAAGGUGGCAGAGAAAGCAAAAUUAAUUGAUGACUUGCAAAAACAAGUGGCUGAAGGCAGUCUGAGUAUAACUGGCAGUAAUGAUGUGUUGACCAUGGCUUUGGGUCCCGAGCAUCCAGGGAGAGAAAGUGUAAGAAUUGUCCUUCAAGAAGAGACUAAGAAGAUGGAAGCUAGAACCAAACAAUUAGUAGAGGCUGAGAGGGAACAUUUACUAAGUCAGCUUUCCCACCUCAUCCCCAAUUUUGAUCCAAGCAUGCUUAAACCGAAAACAAGUCCCAUGAAUCCAAUGUCUGAUAAAGCAAGCUGUUCUGGGGCUGACGUGAGAUCCCUACAUUUAGAGGAUGAUACUGCCAGAAAUGGGGAACAGCAAGAACAAACGGGUGAUGAAGUACUCGAUUAUUCAAAUGUGGAGGUGCCAUCUUCCUUACAAUCCCUUUGUGGUUAUGUGGAAACUACACUAAAGCCACAGGGGAAGAUCAUGACUUUCAACAUUGAGAAGGAGGUGUUUGGUGCAGAUCGAAGUACCUUCGUCUUGCAUGAAGAUAUUACACAAUUUGCAGGCAUGGAAGAAAUUGGGGCUACUGUGGUUGCAGUAUAUAUGAGGUGCUUAUAUGAUCUUUUGAGAGAAGCAAAUAUGUGCAGCAUGGUUGGCUUUAUCGACCCUGCUCAAGUUAGUGCCAACGCUGGGUCACUAACUGACAGAUCACGAAUUGUAGCCAGUCGACUUCAGAAAACAGAUGGUGAACAGAUUUUCAUGAUGCCUUACAAUCCAGGCCGUCAUUGGGUCUUGCUGAUUGUGAGGGCAAAGAGGGAAACCGUCUAUUUUCUGGAUCCUCUGCCUGGAAAUCGUGUGGUGGAUGAGGAGGGCAAAAACAUCGUGAACAGUGCUUUAAAAAUUUAUAAUUCCCACAUAGGCAGACCAGGCCGUAAAGCACCAAUUUGGAAAACUCUGCCAGGCACACCAAAGCAACCCAGCAGUGUCGAAUGCGGGUAUUAUGUCAUGCGCUUCAUGAGGGACAUCAUCAUGGAUCCUUCCUUGGAGUUUGAGAAGAAGUUUGCCAAGGGAAAAGAUCAAGCGCCAUACCCCCAAGCAGCCAUUGAUGAAGUCAGGAAAGAAUGGGCAGAGUUUGUUUGCCUUCAUAUGGAUUAG